CCUUAUAGAGCAGCAAGACUCCUCGCGCUCUCGCACACUGCCCAUUGCUCCGUCCGCGAGUUUUGUCUCCUUGUCUCCGUGUCUCUGUCUGUCUUGUCUUGUCUUGUCUGUGGGCUGGCCAUCAUGCUGGGACGGGCUCUACUGCAGACCUCUCUGGUCCUCUGGCUGGUACAGUGCACCCUGCAAGGAGGUGUAAGCAGACCUCAAACAGGACUUUUGGGAAGAGGAUUGAGAGGGCGUGGAGCCUAUGGGGCCUUGCCAGCAGCACACUAUCCAAGUGCUGCCCUUGGAGCCGGAGGAUACAGGCCCUUAGGCGCGGGCAGAGGCCUGAAACCAGGCUAUGGUGCAGGUGCCAUGGGCCUGAAUGGACUGGGCCUGGGCAUGGGGAAGCAGCAGGGAGCCAGAGGCUAUGGAGCUGGACUGGGUGCCUAUCCUGGAGCUGGGGCUGGAGCGGGUUAUGGUGGAUAUCCAUCAGUUGGCCGUGGCACUGCAGGAGCGCAGUAUCCAGCUGGACAGGGCCAGAAGGGCCCUAAACCGGGAAGCCGACCAGCAGCUGGGGUCUCUGGUGGACCGGGGGCGUCGGGCACCGGAUAUGGUCGAGGAACAGGAAUACCCCAAGGACAGGCUACCAAGCCAUCCAAACCUGGUCUUAGGGGUGGAGCCUUCAGCGCUGUCACCAAGAGCAAACCCUUACCCAGGGUGACACAGCCGGGUAUAGCUGCGGGGAGUGUAGGAACAGGAAAUGCUGCUGGUGCUGUCAGUAAAACAGGAAGGACUGUGGCAGUGGCAGAAGCAAAGCGUUAUAAUGCUGUGCCUUCGCAACAGGAAACCAAGGGUCUUGGUGCUGCGGCAUCUCAGACCUUUCAGGUUGCAAAAAGCCAAACCUAUGUCUCUCAGCAGCAGCAGCAGCAGCAGCAGCAAGCCACUGGAAGCCGUAGCUCUGCCACGUCUUACUCCCAAGGAACCAGAAAUGUUGCUUCUUCUGGCACCCAAUACGUAAAAGUACAAGGAACCAAAAGCCUUAGUCCUACAGGUAGCAACCCAUACAACCCUCAGGGAUCCAAAAGCUUUGGCGUUGCCUCCUCGCAGCUUCAAGGAAUGAGAACAAAUACAGGUUUUGUAACUCCUCAGCAACCGGGAGGUUCAACGAAGACAUUCGCUGCUGCCAAACCACAGCCACAAGAUGCGAGAGGUUUUGGCCUGGCCUCCAAAAGCACUGGUCCCGCUGCAACACCUCAGGUUCAGCCAGUCAAUCCAUUCCCACAAGGUGCUGCCAAAAAGUAUGUUGCUAUUAAACAACCUCAGGGAUACGCAAACCCAAACCCAGUUACUCCUUCAUCUCAGGGCCAAGGUCCAGUUUCUCAGGUGCCAGAUAGAGCCAGAACUGUAGGGUCUGUCAGCAGCAGGCAAGAUCAAGCAGCAGCCAAAAGCUACAUCUCUUCCAGUCAAGUGAAAACGCACGCCAGUAAAAGCUACAACUAUGUGGCGUCCUCUGCAAAGAAGUCGUCAUCAUCAUCAUCAUCAUCGUCAGUGUCCACGUACCAUGUCAAGAAGAGCUCCACGGGUCCUGUGGUAGCAGCAGCGACACAAGACUCUGGUUCCCCAGUUCUGCCGAUCUCGUCGGGCAUCCAGAACCCUGACGUUCUGAAUGGCAGAACCAUGGACCAUUAUAGUACGCAGCAGCAGCCACAGGACAGAAAGAGCGUAGUGUACUCAGUAGCUGUUACUCCAUUGCAGAGCGGUAAAAGUGCAGACUUGUUCACGCCUCCAUUAGCCGCUGCCCCUGUAGUGCCCGAAGUGGUGACUGGGGCUAAGAGCCUUGGGCCUGCGCCUGCGCCUAGCCUGCCUGACAUCUCGGGUAAAAGCAUUUGGUCCGCAGCAACACCUGCUCAGGUAGGCCAGAGUGUGGCCUCCCAGCCCCAGCCCCAGCCUCAGCCUGGGAAAAGCUACAGUCCAUACGUACCUUCACCUCAAGGGGUCAAAAGCACUGAUAUUUUCUACGUACCUGACCAUCAAGAUGGCAAAAGUGCUGGUCAGUACAUCGCUGGACAGCAAAAAGGGAAAAGCACUGACGUGUAUGUGUAUGAAUAUGAAAAAGGCAAAAGCACUGAUCUUUACGUGCCUGAACAUCAAGAGGGCAAAAGCACUGAUCUUUACGUGCCCGGACAUGACGAAGGGAAAAGUGUUGAUCUGUACGUGCCUGGACCACAGGAUGGGAAGAGCACUGGGGUGUACGUGCCUGGACCACAGGAUGGGAAGAGCACUGGGGUGUACGUGCCUGGACCACAGGAUGGGAAGAGUCAGGGAGGAGGAGCAGGAGCAGCAGCACCAUACACCAAAGGCUAUCUGCCAACCGAUAAGGGGAAUGGUAAUGGCGGUGGUCUGCCAUUUGGAGGAGGGCAGAAGGGGAACGGUUAUGGGCCAGGGCCUGCAGUUCCCAAUGGAAAUGGUAAUGGUAAUGGUAACGGAAAUGGGUAUGGCCCAGGUGCAGCGCUUACCAAUGGACAGGGACCUUUGACCAAUGGCUAUGGCCCAGGGGUGGGGCCAUCCAAUGGAAAGGGACCUAAGGGCAAUGGGUAUGGGCCAGCACCAGGUGUUUCCAAUGGACAGGCACCGACAAGUAACGGCUACGGCCCUGGACCCGCAUUUUCCAAUGGACAGGGAGCCCAACCUAAUGGAGCUGGAGGUGCUGGUGUACAGGGUGCCAAACCGUCCAAGACUGGUUAUGGGGCUGGCUUGGCAUACCCUGGAGCUCAUGGGAAUGGCUAUGCAGGUUACUCUGAUGGCAUGGGAGGAUACCCUGGAACAGGCCUGGGUCUUGGGGAUGCUAUGGGCCUUGGUAUGGGUGGUGCAGGAGGCAAGCCUCUGGCUUCAGGCUACCCUAACGGCUACAUGAACGGUGCUGGCGGCUACCCGGCAGUGUUAGCCGACGGGGCCGGGGCGGGGCUGGGAGGCAAAGCAGGGAAGGUAGCAGGUGGCGCUAAUCUGGGGGCUGCUGGUGCCCUGCCCUAUGGCGGGCAACCUGUGGUUGCAGCUGGUCUAAGCAGCAUGGGCAUGGACGCCAAGUCUGCCGGCGCUCUGCCCUACGGGGGGCAGCCUGUCAUGGCCGCCGGGCUGGGCAUGGACGCCAAGUCUGCAGGCUACGGAGCUGGUCCAGUGCCUCUGGGCCUCGGUCCUGACGCUGCAGGCCUGGGAGUUCCUUACAAUGGUGCCCCAGUCAUCCCUGCAGGGCUAGAGGGUGAUUUUGGACUUCCCUACGGUGCGUCUCAGCAACUGGGCCUGGGUGCUGAUGCAGCCAAAUCUGUUGCUAAAUACGCCAAUGCUGGGGCACCUCUAGGUGGCCAGGGGUCUCAGCUCAGUGGACCACAGACUGGGCUCAAACCUAAAUGCAAAACUGGAAAUGGCCGGGGCCUUGCCGUAGCAUCUCAGCCAGCAGCGUAUGGUGGGCCACUGGCAGCCAGCCAAGGAGCUUAUGGCAAGGAUCCAAUGAAGUCCAACUACUAUGGCAACGGCUAUAAAGGUUGAUUGAAAAGGCCUUCAGCAAGAAGUGAAUUUAUGAUGGUCCCUCCCUCCCCGCGUGUGUUCUUUGUGUUUGUGUCCAGCUGCGUUGUUGUUUUGUCUUCAUGUGCAUUUAGUUGUGUCUAUAUAUGUUGUUGAGCUUUUUCAUGUUCUAUGUUUGUUUUGUCUCCGUAUUGUCAUUGUUGUUUUUGUCAAACCAUCUCCCUUUUGUGUUCUCCCCUUAAGUGUUGCCCGCUUUAUUGUACCUUUUGCUAAAUUUGAGACGAAAAUUUGUUGUAUGAUGGAUUUCUGCACAUGAAACACUAAACUGUUUUCACCCCGAC
Molecule: messenger RNA, 3842 nt
Organism: Engraulis encrasicolus (European anchovy)
Lineage: Eukaryota; Metazoa; Chordata; Actinopteri; Clupeiformes; Engraulidae
Exons: 32
Coding region: 124-3525 (1133 amino acids)
Source: RefSeq, a predicted model, not a curated record